CAACCGACCCUCACUUCAUUUCUUCUCUUCCUUCUAUAAAGGCAACAAAGGUUUCUUGCUUAAAAUCUGUAUUUUUUACACACAAAUCAUUGUAUACUUCUAAUGUCUGUUGAGUUGAGUUGUGCACUCCCCUGAAAUCCUUUCCAAAAGCCAACUCCUUUUUCCACUCCUAUAAUCUCCAAAAUCCAUUUUUUUUUUCUUUAAAGCUUCACUUUUUAAUUUUUUAAUCUCCAAGUCCAAGGCCUACAACAGGGGAUGCCACUACCCUAUAGAGUGGCGGUUUUUGUCUACAUAGCUAUUCUUGUUAUGUGCAAAUGGUAGCUCAAGGGCCUAUAUAUAUGUGUGUAUGUGAACACUUGUUGUUGCUAUCUCCAAGUCUCUAUUUGGGAGCACCAAUGGCUUUGUUCAUGGAAAUUCUUGGUGGUGUUGUCUUGGUGCUCUGUUUUUGCUCUGUUCUCUUGAAGUGGAAUGAAGUAAGGUAUAGGAGGAAAGGCUUGCCUUCUGGCACAAUGGGGUGGCCUGUUUUUGGGGAGACAACUGAGUUUCUUAAGCAAGGCCCAAACUUCAUGAAGAACAAGAGGGCGAGGUAUGGCAGUUUUUUCAAAUCCCACAUCCUGGGGUGUCCUACCAUUGUAUCCAUGGAUCCGGAGAUAAAUAGAUACAUACUCAUGAAUGAAUCUAAAGGGCUUGUUCCUGGGUACCCACAAUCCAUGUUAGAUAUCUUAGGCAAACGCAAUAUUGCAGCUGUUCAUGGCUCCACUCACAAGUACAUGAGAGGAGCACUGCUUUCCAUCAUUAGCCCCACCUUGAUCAGAGAUCAGCUUUUACCAAAAAUUGAUGAGUUCAUGAGAACCCACUUGAGUCAUUGGGAUAACAAAGUCAUAAACAUCCAAGACAAAACUAAAGAGAUGGCAUUUCUCUCUUCCCUGAAGCAGAUUGCUGGCAUGGAAUCCAGCUCAAUAUCUCAACCCUUCAUGACAGAGUUCUUUAAACUAGUUUUGGGAACUCUCUCUUUGCCAAUUGAUCUUCCUGGCACUAAUUAUCGCCGUGGAUUGCAGGCAAGGAAGAGUAUUAUCAGCAUUUUGAGUCAGUUGCUAGAGGAAAGGAAAACAUCACAAAAUGCACACGUGGACAUGCUUGGUUGCUUGAUGAAUAGAGAUGGAAAUCGAUACAAACUAAGUGAUGAGGAAAUCAUUGAUCUAAUUAUUACAAUUAUGUAUUCUGGUUAUGAAACUGUUUCAACUACAUCAAUGAUGGCCGUGAAGUACCUCCACGACCAUCCCAAAGUUCUUGAAGAAAUCAGAAAAGAGCACUUUGCCAUAAGAGAAAGGAAAAAGCCAGAGGAUCCAAUUGAUUGUAAUGAUCUCAAAUCAAUGAGGUUUACUCGUGCGGUGAUUUUUGAGACCUCGAGAUUAGCUACAAUAGUUAAUGGGGUUCUAAGAAAAACAACUCAUGACAUGGAACUAAACGGCUAUUUGAUUCCUAAAGGGUGGAGGAUAUAUGUAUAUACUAGAGAGAUCAAUUAUGAUCCUUUUCUGUAUCAUGAUCCACUUGCAUUCAACCCUUGGAGAUGGCUGGUUUGUAAAACAACCUAUACAUAUUUUCUUUUUUUAACACAAAAGGCUUGCAAAUUAAUGAGCAACCGCAAAAUGCAGGGUAACAGUCUAGAGUCACAAAGCCACUUCUUGAUAUUUGGGGGAGGCACCAGACAAUGUCCUGGGAAGGAGUUGGGGAUAGCAGAAAUUUCCACUUUCUUACACUACUUUGUAACUAGAUACAGGUGGGAAGAAGUAGGAGGGGAUAAACUAAUGAAAUUCCCUAGAGUUGUGGCACCAAAUGGACUGCACAUUAGGGUCUCAUCUUAUACUAACUAGGCCAUGUGUAUGUACAGUAAUGAGAUAUAGGAAAUAGUAGGGUUCUUUUGUAUGAUAUAUGCUCUAACAAGUAGAAAAAUCAAUGAAAUUAGCUUCUUUCUA
This is a messenger RNA of Cajanus cajan (pigeon pea), 1976 nucleotides long. RefSeq names its product cytochrome P450 85A. The record is from RefSeq and is a predicted model, not a curated record. Gene Ontology annotation, biological process: sterol metabolic process; multicellular organism development; brassinosteroid biosynthetic process. Lineage: Eukaryota; Viridiplantae; Streptophyta; Magnoliopsida; Fabales; Fabaceae. Gene Ontology annotation, molecular function: iron ion binding; heme binding; oxidoreductase activity, acting on paired donors, with incorporation or reduction of molecular oxygen.